Molecule: messenger RNA, 947 nt
Organism: Brassica napus (rape)
Lineage: Eukaryota; Viridiplantae; Streptophyta; Magnoliopsida; Brassicales; Brassicaceae
Product: arginine decarboxylase 2-like
Exons: 2
Coding region: 1-825 (274 amino acids)
Biological process (GO): L-arginine catabolic process; spermidine biosynthetic process
Molecular function (GO): arginine decarboxylase activity
Source: RefSeq, a predicted model, not a curated record
AUGAGCUUGAGCAAAAAAAGUGAAACACCCAUUCAAAAUAACCUUAGUCGUAAAUACGUGGACAAGCUGAAGCAGAGAUGUGUUGACGGUUUCAAAGACGGUGUUUUGAGUAUCGAGCAGUUGGCUUCUGUUGAUGGGUUAUGCGAGUGGGUGUUGAAGGCUAUAGGCGCGUCUGAUCCGGUUCAGACUUACAAUAUCAACCUUUCGGUUUUCACUUCGAUCCCUGACCUCUGGGGGAUUGAUCAGCUGUUUCCUAUAGUUCCUAUCCAUAAGCUCGACCAAAGGCCAGGGGCUCGCGGGGUCUUGUCGGAUUUGACGUGUGACAGCGAUGGGAAGAUUGAUAAGUUCAUAGGCGGCGAGUCCAGCUUGCCGUUGCACGAGCUUGACGGUGGAGGAGGAAGGUACUUUUUGGGUAUGUUCCUUGGAGGGGCGUAUGAGGAGGCUCUCGGUGGAGUUCACAAUUUGUUUGGCGGGCCAAGCGUUGUCAGGGUCUCUCAGAGCGAUGGACCGCAUAGCUUUGCAGUGACCCGAGCCAUGCCUGGUCAGUCAUCUGCGGAUGUUCUCCGAGCAGUGCAGCAUGAGCCUGAGAUAAUGUUUCAGAGUCUAAAGCACAGAGCAGAGAAGUUGAUGCAUACCAAAGGUGGUGGUGAAGAUGAAGAUGAUGAGGAGUUGAACAACGUUGUGGCUUGUCUUGAUCGUUCCUUCAACAACAUGCCGUAUCUCGCGACUGAGCCGGCAUCUAUGAGUAACUCUCUUUCAGCUGCGAUUAGUAACCUUGGCUUUUAUUACAGCGACGAAGACGGCUUCGACUACCUUUCCGCGUGACAAAGGUAGUCCGUCUGGUUUGUUGUUGCAUGUUAUAUCAUAAAUCGUCAUUGUACGAUUUCUUAGUUUCUUUUAAUAACUUUUAAAAUAAUAAUCAUAUGGUGAGAUCCAUCUUUGUUUAA